AUGCCGCCUCCAACUGAAAACGAUGAAGGUGAAGAGGAGCGGGCCUCGCUGCGAGAGCUGCUCGCCCAGCCGAACGCCAUCAGCCUGAGCGACGUGGAGCGCGCCUACGCCGACUACCUCGAGCACGCCUUUCCCAGCCUCUUCCUCAGUCGAACGUCCUUCCUCUUCUACCUCGCCCGGCACAAUAUUCUAAAAGAAGCAAGUGGUGGUGGUGAUCUGGUCAAAGAUUUGCUCAGCAUCGAACGGUGCAUCCUCCGCUCCUCGCCCCAUCUGACCACCAACUACCUCUUCCUGGGCGACUACGUGGACCGCGGCCGCUGGGGCUUCGAGGUCUUCCUCUACCUGGCGGUGGCGAAGCUGCUCAACCGCGACCGAGUCUUCCUCCUCCGCGGCAACCACGAGUUCCGCCUCACCCAGGAGAAGUACAAGUUCAAGGAGGAGCUGCUGCUCAAGUACGGCAGCACCUACGGCCUGAAGUUCUGGGACCUGGUCAACUACGUCUGCGACCGCCUGCCGGUGUGCGCCGUGGUCGGCGGCGCCCUCUUCGCCGCCCACGGCGGCAUUCCCUUCAGCCUGACCGACCUGGGGACGAUCAACCAACAGACGCCCCGGGUCCUCCCUGAGCCGGACCGCGUCGCGCCCUGGGUCUGGCAGAUGCUCUGGAACGACCCCAUGGACUGGGCGCGCUUCCUCGAGGCGGCCCAGCUGCAGAAGGUGGUGCCCAGCGCGGCCAACUACACGUACAUGUACCUCUUUAAUGCGAAACGGGGCACGGCGUACGUCUUCAACGACUACGCCGCGGCGGCCUUCCUCAAGGCGAAUCGCCUGCAGGCGAUCAUUCGCGCCCACGAGGUGCCCGAGGAGCUGGGCGUCCGCUUCAACUUUCCAGGCCGCCUCUGUACGACGGUCUUCAGCUGCUCGCACUACACCAACCGCAUGAACAACGAGUGCUCGGUGCUUCUGGUGGGCGGCGAGGGGCGGAUUCGGGUGCUGCGCAUUGACACGCGACUGAACAAGCCGGCGAUGAUGUGA
Messenger RNA from Rhagoletis zephyria (snowberry fruit fly), 1032 nucleotides. Lineage: Eukaryota; Metazoa; Arthropoda; Insecta; Diptera; Tephritidae. The record is from RefSeq and is a predicted model, not a curated record.